Molecule: messenger RNA, 1439 nt
Organism: Lates calcarifer (barramundi perch)
Lineage: Eukaryota; Metazoa; Chordata; Actinopteri; Centropomidae
Gene: cib3
Product: calcium and integrin binding family member 3
Exons: 6
Coding region: 320-895 (191 amino acids)
Molecular function (GO): calcium ion binding
Source: RefSeq, a predicted model, not a curated record
ACAAAACCCUGUCUCUAAAGAGUGUAACCUGAGCAGUGACCGAGGCGUUGGCCAUAGAGUGGCACUAAAGGGGGUUGAUACCACUUGGCAUGAUGCUGGACGACAGCCCUUGCUCAUUGUCAAAGGGACUGCUAUUCACAAUGGAGAAAACGAUGAAAUGCUGCCAUUAUAAUGGGGACCAAAGGGCCCUGUGGCAGUCCGACACCUGAUCUCCUCUUUGGCUCUGGCUUCCUUUUGUCCCAGUAUUUCAUAUCUGACAUAUCCACAUACCCGAAAGCAGUUGGUGUUGGAGUAGCGAUGGACCUGAGGCUCGGCGUUUAUGUGCUCAGACAUGGGGAAUAAACAGACCAUCUUUACAGCACAGCAGCUAGAUGCCUAUCAGGACUGUACAUACUUUACAAGAAAAGAAAUUCUCAGGCUGUUCUACCGCUAUCGGGAUUUGGCACCGCAGCUUGUUCCCCUUGACUACACCAACCACCCAGAUGUGAAGUUACCAUAUGAGCUGAUUGGCAGCAUGCCAGAGCUGAAGGACAACCCAUUUCGUCAGAGGAUCGCUGAGGUUUUCUCUGAGGACGGAGAGGGAAACAUGACACUGGAUGACUUCUUAGACAUGUUUUCGGUCCUGAGCGAGAUGGCUCCACGGGACCUAAAGGCCUACUACGCUUUCAAAAUUUAUGACUUCAAUAAUGACGACUUUAUCUGCAAGUCAGACCUGGAGAAGACGCUGAACAAACUGACCCGAAACGAGCUGACGGAGGACGAGGUGAGGAUGGUGUGCGAGAAGGUGAUAGACGAGGCCGACCUGGACAAUGACGGACGUCUAUCGCUGGAGGACUUCCAGCACAUGAUUGUCCGAGCCCCAGACUUCCUCAGCACCUUCCACAUAAGGAUAUAAGGAAAUUAAACAUACAUGCACAUUUGUUAAGCUGAACAGCCCCAACAGAUGGACUGAUAAUACUGCAUAACGUCUGGAAAGCAGGAAAAAUCCUGGCAUCUGCACGAAAAACUGCUAAUGCAUCUUGCAAAUGCCUACAGUUUUGCUCAUUUGUAUUAUUUUCAAAAAGAAAAUGUAAUCAAAAACACCCUCACAGAUUUUCACAUUUAGCAUUUAGCAAAUAUUAUGAGAAUCUGUGACUUGGUCUGGUCUUUUAAGGAUGGGAAAGUAAGGCCCAGGUUCAAAAAUCCAAGUUAUCCUUUAAUGGGAACAACAGCUUGGAUUUGCUCGCCUUGUGCUAACACAUCCGAUUUUUCCUUUUAUUAUUCAAGCUGUAGAAAUAACACCAGUCAUGGUGUGACUGCAGGUCUAUCAUUAGGUGGAAGCAUCAGCCAAUCCAUCAAGACAAGGCUCAUUAGUUAUGACCAUCAACAGUAGAUUUGUGUUUUGUAUCUAAAGGGAUUCAGUUACACCAGACUAUAAAAGAAACACAUGCCAGAAUAUU